This is a messenger RNA of Prunus dulcis (almond), 1557 nucleotides long. RefSeq lists its product as uncharacterized. Lineage: Eukaryota; Viridiplantae; Streptophyta; Magnoliopsida; Rosales; Rosaceae. Gene Ontology annotation, biological process: DNA integration. Bases 1 to 1557 code for a protein of 518 amino acids. The record is from RefSeq and is a predicted model, not a curated record. Gene Ontology annotation, molecular function: nucleic acid binding. The transcript is spliced from 4 exons.
AUGAUCAGCACCAUCAGCGGAGGGCCCACCUUUGCAGGUACAAGUAACCGUUUGGUGAAGCAAUAUGUACGGGUCGCUCACUACCCUCAGGUCUUCGGCAUAAAAUUCAACUGGCACCACAAAGUUUCAAAGGUGGUGUUAGAGCCCAUCACAUUCUAUGAAGAGGAAGAAGAGGGGAUCCUUUACCCCCAUGAUGACCCGAUGAUCAUUCGGGCUGAAAUCGCCAACUAUGAUGUAAGGCGGGUACUGAUCGACACUGGAAGUUCAGUAAAUGUAAUUUUUGCCGAUACUUUCAGACGAAUGGGAAUAGCAGAUAGCCAGAGAGGGAUCGAAGCCAAUCCCGAGAAAAUCAAAGCCAUCAUCGACAUGGAAAGGCCUAAGACACAGAAGGACAUUCAGAGCCUUGCAGGGCGAGUCGCUGCCCUAACACGCUUCAUCUCUAAGGCUACCGAUAAGUGUGUGUCGUUCUUUAAAGCCUUGAAAGAGGGCAAAGAGCAUAUCGCGUGGAUUGCCGAAUGCGACCAGGCAUUUCAAGACUUAAAAAACUACAUGAGUAUAGCACCAUUGUUGUCGAAGCCACUCCCAGGAGAGGUUUUAUUUCUUCAUCUUUCUGUAUCUAGCACUGUCGUCAGCUCGGUGCCGAUACGCAAACAAAAGAAAGCAGAACUACCGAUCUUCUACGUCAGUAAGGCACUACAGAACGCAGAGAUUUGGUACCCUCCCUUGGAACAGCUAGAAUUAGCUAUCAUAAUCUCAACUCGAAGACUUCGCCCAUACUGCCAAGCGCAUGAAAUUACAGUCUUAACCAACCAACCGCUUCGGCAGGUGCUCCAGAAACUGGAAGCGUCUGGUCGAUUGAUCAAAUGGGUAAUUGAGUUAAGAGAGUUUGACAUACAGUUCAAACCAAGACCUGUGGAGAAAGGGCAGGCUGUCGCUGACUUCAUCUCUGAGCAUAUACCUUCGAUAGCACUUGAGCCAGCUAUUUCAGAGGCUAAUGACGGGAAACCAGACUUCGCAGCCAGAGAUACCUCCAUGACAGCCUACCUAUCAACCACAUACCCACUUCUUCAAGAAUUUCAAGCCUACGAGAUUCGGCAGAUCCUCAGAACGAAAAACAGUCAUGCUGAUGCACUGGCACGACUAGCUUUGGCCAUCAACAACAAGGACACAAAUACACUAGUGAAAAAGUGCGACAAAUGCCAACGCUUCGGCAACAUACCUCACAUCCCUGUCGAGCCUCUAACACAAAUUGUGAGCCCAUGGCCUUUCGCCCAAUGGGGACUCGACCUAAUCGACCCAAUGUCGCAAGGCAAGGGUCAGGUUAAGUACGUCGUGGUUGCCGUGGACUACUUCACCAAAUGGGUAGAUGUCGAAGCACUGGCAACUAUAACGGCAGCCAGAAUGGAGGACUUCGUAUGGACUCACAUCUGCUACAGGUUCGGUAUCCCCUACGCAAAAAUCCCCGAUAACGGCAGGCAGUUUGAUUCGGAACUCUUUCGACAGUUUUGUACUCGUCUCAAGGUCAAUCUGUUCUUCGCCUCACCAGCUCACCCUUAA